Molecule: messenger RNA, 1464 nt
Organism: Euleptes europaea (tarantolino)
Lineage: Eukaryota; Metazoa; Chordata; Lepidosauria; Squamata; Sphaerodactylidae
Product: zinc finger protein 665-like
Exons: 2
Coding region: 1-1464 (487 amino acids)
Source: RefSeq, a predicted model, not a curated record
AUGUCUACUUUGCAUCAGAGAAUCCAUUCAGAAGAAAAACAAUAUAAAUGCUUGGAAUGUGGAAAGCGCUUCCGCAGGCGAGCACACCUCACUGUGCACCAGAGAGUCCACUCCAAAGAGAAACCAUAUAAAUGCUUGGAGUGUGGAAAGAACUUCGCUCACAAACAUGGAUUGACUUCCCAUCAGAGAAUCCACACACAGGAGAAGCCAUAUGUGUGCUUGAAGUGUGGAAAGAACUUUACUCACAAACAUGGACUCACUUCCCAUCAGAAAAUCCACACAAAGGAGAAGCCAUAUUUCUGCUUGCAGUGUGGGAAAACCUUCCGUUGGAGUUCAGGCCUCACUCGCCAUCAAAGAAUCCACACAAAGGAGAAGCCAUAUUUGUGCUUGAAGUGUGGGAAAACCUUCCGUUCGAGCACAACCCUCACUUCCCAUCAGAGAAUCCACACAAACGAGAAGCCAUAUGUGUGCUUGGAGUGUGGGAAAACCUUCCGUUGGCGCAAUACCCUCACUUUCCAUCAGAGAAUCCACACAAAGGAGACGCCAUAUGUGUGCUUGGAGUGUGGGAAAACCUUCCCUGUGAGGUCAUCCCUCACUUCACACCUGAGAAUACACUCAGGGGAGAAACCAUACAAGUGCACGGUAUGUGGGAAAUGCUUUAGUCAGAGUUCCCACCUUAGUUCCCACCGAAGAAUCCAUUCUGGAGAGAAACCCUAUCAAUGCCAGGAGUGUGGAAAAGGCUUCAGUCAGAGUUCACACCUGAACGUACACCUAAGAAUCCACACGGGAGAGCAGCCAUAUAAAUGCCUGGAUUGUGGGAAAAGCUUCAGUCAGAGCUUAAGCCUUAGGGUACAUCAAAGAGUCCACACAGGGGAGAAGCCGUAUAAAUGCAUGGAAUGUGGGAGAAGCUUCAGUUCCAGCUCACACCUGACUAUGCAUCAAAGAGUCCACACAGGGGAGAAGCCAUAUACAUGCAUGGAAUGUGGGAGAAGCUUCAGUUACAGCUCAACCCGUACUUUGCAUCAAAGAGUCCACACAGGGGAGAAGCCGUAUGAAUGCAUGGAAUGUGGGAAAAGCUUCACUUCUAGCCAGUACCUUAAAAAACACAAAAGAAUCCACACAGGGCAGAUGCCAUAUAAAUGCCUGGAUUGUGGGAAAAGCUUCAAUCAGAGCUCAAGCCUUAAGGUACAUCAAAGAGUCCACACAGGGGAGAAGCCGUAUAAAUGCAUGGAAUGUGGCAGAAGCUUCAGUCGGAGCUCAACCCUUACUUUACAUCAAAGAGUCCACACAGGGGAGAAGCCAUAUAAAUGCCUGGAUUGUGGGAGAAGCUUCAAUCAGCACUCAAACCUUAAGCUACAUCAAAAAGUCCACACAGGAGAGAAGCCAUUUAAAUGCAUGGAAUGUGGAAAGAGUUUUGGCAGUCGUUCACAGUUUACAUCACACAAGAGAACUCACAUGGGAUAA